Molecule: messenger RNA, 1082 nt
Organism: Nymphaea colorata (pocket water lily)
Lineage: Eukaryota; Viridiplantae; Streptophyta; Magnoliopsida; Nymphaeales; Nymphaeaceae
Product: 60S ribosomal protein L7a-2
Exons: 7
Coding region: 126-902 (258 amino acids)
Biological process (GO): ribosome biogenesis
Cellular component (GO): ribonucleoprotein complex
Source: RefSeq, a predicted model, not a curated record
GGGAACGCUGAGUAUAAGGAGGGAGGUUGCGCCGAGUUUCUCUCUCUUGCAUCUGGCCUUGCUGCGGAGGGGGAGGGAAGUCGAGCCGCAGAAGCCGAGGGGGAGAGGGGUUUUGUAGUCGGAAAAUGGCCCCAAAGAAGGGAGGGAAGCCGCCAGUGCCUGCUAAGAAGAAAGUUGAAAAGGUUGUGAACCCAUUGUUUGAAAAGCGGCCAAAACAAUUUGGAAUUGGUGGUGCAUUGCCCCCCAAAAAGGAUCUGCACAGGUUUGUCAAAUGGCCCAAAGUCGUUCGUAUUCAAAGGCAACGUAGGAUUCUGAAGCAGCGUUUGAAGGUUCCUCCUGCUUUGAACCAGUUCACAAAGACGCUUGACAAGAACGUUGCAUCCAAUCUUUUCAAGAUGCUGCUGAAGUAUCGCCCUGAGGACAAAGCUGCUAAGAAGGAAAGACUUUUGAAGAGGGCUCAGGCAGAGGCAGAAGGCAAGCCCGUAGAGGUGAAGAAGCCCAUUGUUGUUAAGUAUGGGAUCAAUCACGUGACCUACCUUAUUGAGCAGAACAAGGCCCAGUUGGUGGUUAUUGCUCAUGACGUCGACCCAAUUGAGCUGGUUGUGUGGUUGCCUGCUUUGUGCCGGAAAAUGGAAAUCCCAUAUUGCAUAGUGAAAGGAAAAGCACGUCUUGGGGCGAUUGUUCACAAGAAGACUGCUACUGCUCUCUGUCUAACAUCUGUGAAGAAUGAGGACAAAUUGGAAUUCAGCAAGAUUAUUGAGGCUGUUAAGGCAAACUUCAACGACAAAUAUGAUGAGCACAGGAAGAAAUGGGGUGGUGGUAUUAUGGGUUCUAAAUCACAGGCGAAAACUAAGGCAAAAGAAAAGCUUCUGGCCAAGGAAGCUGCACAGAGGAUGAGCUGAGGAACCAUAAAAACAGCUGUUAGAUAUAGGGGAAAAUUGGUAAUUGAGCUGUUUGCCGUUUAGGAGAGAAGCGGAGAAGAGUUUUAUUUUGCCUUCUUGUUUUGUAGUGAAUCUUUGUUUUAUUGUUUUCUUUUUGGUUGUUUAAGGAAUGCUUCUUUAUCUCAUGGUUAUCAUUUUUUA